UCACAUGUGAAGUUGUUCACAAAAUCAGAAAGGUUAUUUAGUGCAAACCAUGUCCUAGUCCCAACACUCUAAACUACAUGCUUUGUUUUUGCUCAUUGUGAAAAAUAAAACUUCCAUUCAAGUAAGCAUCAAGAUGAAGGUUGAAGCAAGGUCACAUGUUCAUCAUGCACAUGGGGAAGAAGAGAAGGUGAUGACAAGGAAGCAGAAAGCAGAGUCCAAAGCACAUGAAGUAGAGCAUUCACCUAAAAAAGCUAAGGUGGAAAAUGAAGAUGGUCACACCAAUGGAAAAUCUGAAGCUAAUGUUGUAGAAGAAUAUGAUGAGUUUUGUAAGGUUACAAAUGAGAAAUUAUCUUUGGAACAAAUGAGAGAGAUUCUUGAGGCUAAUGGUCUUGAUUCUUCUGGCACUGAACCGGAAAUUACUAGAAGAUGCCAAGACUUGCUAUUUUUUGGUGCAUUAGAGAAAUGCUUGGUUUGCAAUGGAAAUUUGGAGUUUGAUGGAAGACGUUAUGCUUGCAGAGGGUUCUAUAGUGAGUGGUCUAGUUGCAAUUUCAGCACCAGGGACCCUCCAAGGAAAGAGGAACCCAUAAAGCUACCAGAUUCUGUUCAGGACUCUCCAGUUUCAGAUUUGCUGAAGAAAUAUCAGGACCCAAGUCAUAGGCCUCAAAGGGAUUUAGGCUUAGCUACAAAGCCUUUUACUGGAAUGAUGAUUUCUUUGAUGGGUCGUCUUAAUCGGACACAUCAAUAUUGGAAAAAAACCAUUGAAAAGCAUGGGGGAAAGGUGGCAAACUCUAUUAUUGGUGCAACUUGUUUGGUGGCUUCACCUGCUGAGCGAGAACGUGGUGGAACAUCCAAACUUGCAGAAGCCAUGGAAAAGGGCAUACCUGUGGUUAGGGAGGCUUGGUUAACAGACAGCAUUGAAAAGCAAGAACCGCAACCUUUGGAAGCUUAUGAUCUUGUAUCUGAUCUUUCUGUGGCUGGCAAGGGAAUCCCUUGGGACAAACAAGAUCCUGGGGAGGAGGCUAUUGAAUCACUCUCAGCAGAACUCAAGCUUUAUGGGAAGAGAGGGAUCUACAAAGAUACCAAAUUGCAGGAGCAAGAUGGAAAGAUAUUUGAAAAAGAUGGGAUACUGUACAACUGUGCCUUCUCUGUUUGUGACCAAGGGAGAAGACUUAAUGACUAUUGUGUCAUGCAACUGAUUACCCAAGAGAAUCGUUUGCAUAUGUAUUUCAAGAAAGGAAGAGUGGGGGAUGAUCCAAAUGCAGAGGAGCGAUUAGAAGAAUUUGAGAACGUGGACAAUGCUAUCAAAGAGUUUGUGAGGCUCUUUGAGGAAAUAACAGGAAAUGAGUUUGAAUCAUGGGAAAGAGAGAAGAAGUUUCAGAAGAAGCCAUUGAAAUUUUACCCUAUUGACAUGGAUGAUGGAGUUGAAGUUAGACACGGCGCGCUAGGUCUUCGGCAGCUGGGGAUAGCAGUGACACACUGUAAGCUUGAGCCUCAAGUUGCAAAUUUUAUGAAGAUUUUGUGUAGCCAAGAGAUCUAUAAGUAUGCAUUGAUGGAGAUGGGUUAUGACUCUCCAGACCUUCCAAUAGGAAUGGUUACAGAUCUUCACCUGAAAAGAUGUGAGGAAGUUCUAUUGGAAUUCAUAGAGAAAGUGAAAUCAUUGAAAGAGACAGGGCCUAAGACUGAUGCUAUUUGGUCUGAUUUUAGCCAGAGAUGGUUCACUUUGAUGCACUCCACAAGACCUUUUAUUUUUAGAGAUUAUCAAGAAAUUGCAGAUCAUGCUGCUGCAGCUCUUGAGGGUGUUAGAGAUAUAACCCUUGCUUCUCACCUCAUAGGAGAUAUGAGUGGCUCUACUAUUGAUGAUCCAUUAUCAGACACAUAUAAGAAAUUGGGUUGCUCAAUUUCUCCCCUGGAGAAAGAUUCAAAUGAUUAUGAGAUGAUUGUGAAAUACCUCGAAAAAACUUACGAACCUGUCAAAGUUGGUGACAUUGAAUAUGGGGUGUCAGUUGAAAACAUCUUCACUGUAGAAUCUAGUGCUUGCCCUUCUUAUGAAGACAUAGUAAAGCUGCCAAACAAGGUUCUGCUAUGGUGUGGAUCAAGAAGCUCAAAUCUUUUGAGGCACUUACACAAGGGGUUCUUGCCAGCUAUAUGUUCACUACCGGUUCCAGGUUACAUGUUUGGCAAAGCCAUUGUUUGCUCCGAUGCUGCAGCAGAGGCUGCAAGAUAUGGUUUUACUGCUGUGGACAGACCAGAAGGGUUCUUGGUUUUGGCCAUUGCUUCACUAGGAAAUGAGAUUACCGAGUUGAAAAGCCCACCAGAGGAUACAACAUCUUUGGAGGAUAAGAAGAAUGGAGUGAAGGGGCUUGGAAAGAAGAAAACAGAUGAAUCAGAGCAUUUUGUUUGGAAAGAUGACAUAAAAGUUCCUUGUGGUCGAAUAAUUGCAUCAGAAGAUGAAGAUAGCCCCUUGGAAUACAAUGAGUAUGCUGUUUAUGAUCCUAAGCAGGUACGCAUAAGCUAUUUGGUGGGGGUGAAGUAUGAAGAGAAGGACACGGUGAUUGACACGGCAGAGUGAAAGGCACAACAAAAUGAAAUGAUCAAGGGAAAGCUUUUGUAAUGCAUAAGUAUGUGACUCAAGACCAUCUUGUUUGAAGCUGUUGGUAUUUCAAGCUCAACAGAUGGUUUCUGUAGGAAGAUCUGUGUCAUUUUGAUGUAAAUAAGUAAAUUAUAUAACAGCAGAAAUAUGUCUUUUGUCGUGUCAUGUUUAGAUGUACCUGUGUAUGUAUAGGUCUAUGGACACUAACUUAAGAGUACAUGUUUUGUCCUACUUAUAUGUAUUAAGCAACAUAGUGCAACUACUUUAACACUAAUGUAAGUUCUAUUUGACCCUUGAUCAAAGUGAAUGAAAAUGUGAGUGGAAGAAAUGGUUCCAGUAAUUUGUGUC
This is a messenger RNA of Cicer arietinum (chickpea), 2938 nucleotides long. RefSeq names its product protein ADP-ribosyltransferase PARP3. Gene Ontology annotation, molecular function: NAD+ poly-ADP-ribosyltransferase activity; zinc ion binding. The record is from RefSeq and is a predicted model, not a curated record. Gene Ontology annotation, biological process: double-strand break repair; protein poly-ADP-ribosylation. Gene Ontology annotation, cellular component: nucleolus. Lineage: Eukaryota; Viridiplantae; Streptophyta; Magnoliopsida; Fabales; Fabaceae.